CCGCUCCAGCAUGCACGGAGGAUGCUCGCGUCUUGCUCGGGCAGGAAGGGGCCGGAGGGCAGGUACCCGCUGCACUACCUCGUCUGGCACAACCGCGCCCGUGACCUGGACCGAGAGCUCAGCGCCAAGCAGGCCGACAUCGAGCAGCUGGACCCCCGAGGACGCACCCCACUGCAUCUGGCCACCACACUGGGCCACCUCGAGUGUGCCAGGGUGCUGCUGAAGCAUGGAGCCGACGUGGGCAAGGAGAACCGCAGUGGAUGGACAGUCCUGCAGGAGGCCGUGAGCACCCGUGACCUGGAGCUGGUGCAGCUGGUCCUGCGCUACCGCGACUACCAGAGAGCCAUCAAGCGCCUGGCCGGGAUCCCCGUCCUGCUGGAGAAGCUGCGCAAGGCCCAGGACUUCUACGUGGAGAUGAAGUGGGAGUUCACCAGCUGGGUGCCACUGGUGUCCAAGAUCUGCCCCAGUGACACCUACAAGGUGUGGAAGAGCGGCCAGAACCUGCGGGUGGACACCACGCUGCUGGGCUUCGACCAUAUGACCUGGCAGCGGGGCAACCGCAGCUUUGUCUUCCGAGGACAAGACACCAGCGCGGUGGUGAUGGAGAUUGACCACGACCGGCGGGUGGUCUACUCGGAGACGCUGGCCCUGGCCGGCCAUGACCAGGAGGUGCUGCUGGCUGCUGUGCAGCCCACGGAGGAGCAGGUGAUGGGGCGGCUGACGGCCCCCGUUGUCACCACCCAGCUCGACACCAAGAACAUCGCCUUUGAGAGGAACAAGUCCGGGAUCCUGGGCUGGAGGAGCGAGAAGACAGAAAUGGUGAAUGGGUACGAGGCCAAGGUCUAUGGCGCAUCCAACGUGGAGCUGAUCACGCGGACGCGGACUGAGCACCUCUCGGACCAGCACAAGGGCAAAAGCAAAGGCUGUAAGACCCCCCUGCAAUCCUUCCUGGGCAUCGCUGAGCAGCAUGUGGGGCCCAACAACGGGACACUGAUCACGCAGACGCUGAGCCAUGCCAACCCCACCGCCAUCACCCCUGAGGAAUAUUUCAACCCCAACUUCGAGCUGGGCAACCGGGACAUGGGACGGCCCAUGGAGCUCACCACCAAGACACAGAAGUUCAAGGCGAAGCUGUGGCUGUGCGAGGACCACCCGCUGUCCCUCUGCGAGCAGGUUGCCCCCAUCAUCGACCUCAUGGCAAUAAGCAACGCGCUCUUCGCCAAACUGCGCGACUUCAUCACCCUGCGCCUCCCGCCCGGCUUCCCCGUCAAGAUCGAAAUCCCCAUCUUCCAUAUCCUCAACGCCCGCAUCACCUUCGGCAACCUCAACGGGUGUGACGAGCCCGUCAGUUCCCUGCGGCACAGCCCCAGCAGCGAGGCGCCCUCACCCAGCAGUGACUCCUCCAGCGUCAGCAGCUCCAGCUCCCUCACCUCGUGCCGAGCGUGCGAGAUGGACCCGGCGCUGUUCGAGGUGCCGCGGGGGUACAGCGUGGUGGGCACCCACCAGGAUGCCCUGAGGGAGGAUGAGGAUGACCUGCUGCAGUUUGCCAUCCAGCAGAGCCUGCUGGAAGCUGGCAGCGAGUACGACCAGGUGACCAUUUGGGAAGCACUGACCAACAGCAAGCCGGGCACCCACCCCAUGUCGCACGAAGGCCGCCGGGGAGACAGGUUGGUAAGGUCCGGCCAGUCCCCCUGGGGGAGGGGAGUGGGCACCAGCUCCACAGGGACCCCCGCUGAGCUCCUGCUGCCCCCCAGGACUCCCCAGCACACGGCGGCCCCCCGGGCCCCCAUCACCCCGUCCCCGGGGGGGGGCAGGGGGCCCAGCGCCCUGUUCCCCAGCUACGCAGAGCAGCUGCGUCUGGCCAUGGCCCUGUCGGCGCGGGAGCAGGAGGAAGCGGAGCGCCGGACGCGCCAGGAGGAAGAGGAUCUGCAACGGAUCCUUCAGCUCUCGCUGACGGAGAAGUGACCCCGCGCCCCCGCUGAGCCCCUCACCCAUCCCAGUGGGGAUGGGGACACGGUCAAUACCGUGUCUGGGGCCACAGAGGGGGAGCGGGUUGGGGGGAGCCAGUCCAAGAACUGCAGAGGGCAAAGGGGGAGACGGGGCAGGAUUUGGCCCUGGUAUGGGGGAGAAUGUCGCCAGAGCUGGGGCAGCACUGGGUGGGGUGGGGGCACCCCACAGCAGGACAGGUUGGGGGUGGGUGUCAACCCCGGACCUGGGGUGGCAGGAACCAGGGAGGGCAACUGCACAGACUGUAUCCCCUCCCCAGGACAGCCCUGGCCCCCCACAACUGCCCUGUGGGGUGCUGUUUAGCACCUCACCCCAGGAAGGUGGUGGGGGCCACAGCCCGCCCCAGAUGGGUGGGGCUGCCAGUUGCGUGGGGUUCCGGGGUGCCCCCAGAGCCGGGGGGGCUCUGCCCAGUCCCCUCUUCCGCCCCUUGCCCAGGCGCUACCAAGUGCACUUACCCGGGAGCUGCUCUGCCUGCCAGGGGGAGGGGGGGGCUCAGCCCCAUUGCACCCCAUAGCCAGUGUGGGGCUGCACAGCCACCCUCCACCACAGUGCGGGGGAUCUGCUGGGGCAGCUGAGGGGGUGCCUGUGAGAGGCCGCCCGGUGUCACCCCCCUUACCCCCUGCUCACACCCCUCCACCCUGCUCAGAUGCCCCCCCUUGGCAGCGCUGCACCCCCUCGUCCUGGGCACUGACCCCGAGAGAAACCUUACGUCAAAUGGUGCUAACCCCGGCCCCCCGCCCCGGCUGCUCCCCCUUUGCACACGGGGGGCCGGGGGCUGCGGGGUGGGGGGCUGGGCUCGCUCCCCUGGGACUUUUCAUAGCCGGCGCCCCCCACCCACCCACGCACCCCACAGCAACAUCUGGGCCAGGGCCGGGGGAGCCCGAGCAGCUCCGACCGCAGCCAACACCAAUAAAUGCUCUUUAAUGUU
Molecule: messenger RNA, 2935 nt
Organism: Corapipo altera (White-ruffed manakin)
Lineage: Eukaryota; Metazoa; Chordata; Aves; Passeriformes; Pipridae
Gene: ANKRD13B
Product: ankyrin repeat domain 13B
Cellular component (GO): cytoplasm
Molecular function (GO): protein binding
Source: RefSeq, a predicted model, not a curated record